CAGCGGUUGGUGAUUUCUGCAAGCUAAAACCAAGCUAAAAGUCACUUUAACUGAAGGCAAAGAAAAAUUAUCUCAGCAGCCGGUUGAUGAUUUCUGCAAGCUAAACCCGCUUAAAAUCAGGACUGAUUGCGAUGUGGAGAUCGGCAAUGAUCACUAAACUUGUUCGACAAAUUAGUCCUCUUGGAACCAUCCGGGUUCAAGCUGUUCGUCACAGCCAUCGAGCCUUUGUGCAAGAUCAAAAACCCAUACAGAGAAAUGUAGACCCAACAGGCGAGAAUCAUUACCUGGGUGAACCUGUAUCUAAACGCCAUAUAGGCGAGAAUGUGUCAAGAAGGGAUAAAGUAAACUUCUUGGUUAAAAUCUUGACGGAUCUUGACGAUAGUAAGGAAUCUGUAUACAAUGCUCUUGAUGCAUGGGUAGCGUGGGAACAAGACUUCCCGAUCGGGCCUUUGAAACACGCAUUAAUUGGUCUUGAGAAAGAACAUCAAUGGCAUAGAAUUAUUCAUGUGAUAAAAUGGAUGUUGAGUAAAGGUCAAGGGACGACGUUGGGAACAUACGGGCAGUUGAUUCGGGCACUGGAUAUGGAUCAUAGAAUAGAGGAAGCACAUGAGGUAUGGGUUAAGAAACUUUCCGUGGACUUGCACUCGGUCCCAUGGCAGCUAUGCCACCAGAUGAUAUCCGUAUAUUACAGAAACAAGAUGUUUGAGCGGGUGGUUAAGCUUUUUAAAGGAUUAGAAGCGUAUGAUAGAAAGCCGAGGGAUAAGAAGAUAGUGAAGAAAGUAGGUGAUGCGUAUGAGAUUUUGGGGAUGAUUGAAGAGAAAGAAAGAUUGUUGGAGAAAUAUAAGAGUUUAUCUAAUGAGCCAUCGUCGCCUAAGAAAUCUACAAGAACCUCAAAGAAAAGAUAGACGAGGCAGAACAAGUGUCGUGACAAGGGAGUUCACUUACUUCAAAGAUUUGAAAAAAAACUCUUAAGUUAGAAGAAACCGGCUUUUAAUUAUGAUUCUAUGGAUGUACAAGUUUUUCAGGUUACUCGUACGCAAGUCUUCAGAGCCCGGCUAGUAAGAUGGAUAGUUAGUAAGUCCGAAAGUGUUUUUGUGGCAUGGGCCAGGUUGACAUUUGAAAGGCAUAUAGCAAAUCAGGUAGCCUUAGUGAAUUUUCCAAAGAUCUGGUCUUUUUCCAGUUUACCCAUUUGGUUUGAUCGUGACAUGUUUGUCUACUGAUUGUGUAAACAAUAAGAUCGAUAGGUAUAUGAUGUCUGGUGUCAUGUCAUGAUAUGUAUUGGAAGUUGGAACAACCUAGCUAAUGUUGGACAAUAUGGAUAUCUUUUUUCCCUC
Molecule: messenger RNA, 1334 nt
Organism: Erigeron canadensis
Lineage: Eukaryota; Viridiplantae; Streptophyta; Magnoliopsida; Asterales; Asteraceae
Product: pentatricopeptide repeat-containing protein At4g21190
Exons: 2
Coding region: 132-905 (257 amino acids)
Molecular function (GO): protein binding
Source: RefSeq, a predicted model, not a curated record